UUCGUCAACGCAUCAACUGCCUAUGGUGUUGACCUUGUAUUUAGCUAAUAUUCAAACAAAAAGUCUAAGUGGGGGGCGUAUACCCUUACAAUCCUCAGAUCCUUUUUAGCUUUCAUGCAAAGAUGUCGUCCGACGGCUCGUCUGACAGUUCGUCAAGUUCUGACUCGCCUAGCUCUAGAUCGGACUCUAGUUCAGAUUCUAAUUCAAGUGAAAGCUCUUUUUCCAACUAUUCUACACGGAAGUUUGAGAUCUCGAAGGCGAAGUCCACCAGUUUAUCAAAAUGGAUCGUUACUGGGAUUAAUGACGACAAGAUCAAGAAAUGUAGGGAAAUGUACAAGCCUACACUGAAAAGGAAAGCCAACAUCCUGAUUAACCCCAGUUUGGACGAGUCCGUUUUCCUGCGUCUUAGGACUUUUAAGGGUUCCCACGCGACAAAGGCCAACAUUGACCCGACGGAAAAGACUCUGAGGAAGUUGUCCUUUAAGAUUCUGGAUUUGGUUAAGCCUUUACUUUUUCUAGCCGGUCGCAGGAAGCUGAGGAGGAAGUCUAAAAGUGACUCCAUAGCCAUCAAGAUCGCCUUACGACUAUGGGCCACUCUCUUACGUGACGUCAUUAAGACCCGGCGCCACAACAUUCUCUCUCAGGUGUACCCGGAAUUCACUGGUCUUUUGGAGAGGACUGAUAUCUGGUCGGGCGGCGAGGACCUUUUCGGUCGAAAGUUUCUGAAACAUCUUGUUGGCGAGGCCAGAUCGCAGGCUACCCUGGAAGGAAUUUCGAAGAGAAGCGAGAAAGCAGGGUCAGAGAACAGCCAGCAAGCACCCUCUACCAGCCGAGAAAGGAAUGCGGAUUCCUUCUUCAAUUCCAGGUCACGCAAUGGACCAGGCAUUAGAAAUGGAUCCAACUGGAAAAACAACUGGAACCAAGGAAGAAACAAAAGCGGGGGACGCUACAACAAAUAAUCUUGAGUCUCAUUUGUUGUAAUACUCUAAAAAAAAAAAAAAAGGGAUCUGAGGAUUGUAAGGGUAUACGCCCCCCACUUAGACUUUUUGUUUGAAUAUUAGCUAAAUACAAGGUCAACACCAUA
Daphnia magna is the source of this 1084-nucleotide messenger RNA. RefSeq lists its product as uncharacterized. The record is from RefSeq and is a predicted model, not a curated record. The transcript has 2 exons. NCBI's taxonomy places the organism in Eukaryota, Metazoa, Arthropoda, Branchiopoda, Diplostraca, Daphniidae. Bases 123 to 959 code for a protein of 278 amino acids.